AUGCCGCCGAAGAAGCGCGGGCACAACACGCGGGGCCGGGACAAGAUCUUUCGCAAUGCAGUGCAGCACGUGCACGUUGGUGUGGGCCACGGUGUGCUGGGGGACAUCAAUCUGCGUCCCGUUGCCGGCCUUGUGAGUCGUGCAGACGGCGACGGCGGGGACAAGGCGCACGAGGAGUGUGCGUUUUUGAUGGAGCUGAACGAGUUGAUGCUCUCCCACUCCACGACGGACUUCAGGCGGUUUCGCUGGGAGGUGCUGGAGCUCUGUGAGUCCAAGGCCCUCUUCCGCCUCAACCACCGUAAAAUUGCGGAGAAGCUCCUGCUGAGUCUCAUGCGCCGUGACAAGUUUGCGGAGGGGUUUGAGGCGUUUGUGCGGCUCACCGUCGCCUUUGCGCGCGACAUGCGGGAGAAGUUCUUGGCGUACUUUGAGUGCUUCCAUCAGGCCAUCAACGGCGGGGUGUUCGACGCCAAGGGGGAGAUGCUGGCGGACACCCGACGCCUGCAGCUCGUCUUCGCCGCGCAGGUCGCGUGGUGUCGGGAGAUGCGUCCCUACUGGCUGCUGCCGGAGCAGCGGAAGCUCGUGGAGCGCGUCGUUCGCCUCUACGUGCGGCAGAUGCAUGACACGAAGGAGUACAUUCGACGACUCUCCGCGGAGGUGCUGGCGUCGCUCUGCCGCGCGGCGCAGGAUUUAGUCCCGCUUGUCGUGCAGGAGGCCUGCCUGGACGUGGUGCAGGACUUCGAGACGUACUGCGCGGCCGCCGCUGCAGCCACCGACGAUGGAGAAAAUGAGAACGACGACGACGGCGAAAAGGACUCCGACAGGGAUUCAGCGACGGCGGCGGCACAACAGCAGCAGCAGCAGCGACCACGUCCCGGCGUUGUUUUCCCGUCGCUGCUUCACGCGUACGAGCAAAACCGUCUCGCGCUACUCCCCGUCGUGGACGGUCUGUGCUUCCUCGCCGCGGAGAUGUUUCGCGGCAUUCGUGGGUCGCUCAGCACAAAUUUUGAAAACAACUACGCGCUACUCGUGCACGUGUUUGGGCUCUCGCGGCGGACGCAGUUUGCCGGCACGUACUGCGCCGGCGACGGCACGAACGGGCAGGAGGUGUUUGGCGUCGCGGAGGCAGACGCGCGGCGUCUCGUGCACGCCGCCCGCUGGGCAGACACGUUUGCGGGUGCCCAAAGUGGGCAGGGCGUGGACGGGCGUGUGGCGAGCCCCGUGACAGGCGCCGCACGAGAGGCGCGCCGGCGCGGCGAGGUGCUGCACGAGCUCGUGCAGAUGACGGGCGGCGUCGUCGUUGGCGCGGCCCUGCGCACGGUGGCGGAGGAGACGGCCGCUGCCCCCGCCGUCGCCAGCGCGGCGGAAACGCAGCUGGAGGGAGUACAGGCCUCCUCGCUGCAGCUGCUCAGGGCUGUGGCGGCGCUGCUAGAGUUCUCGCUGCCGCACGCACGUCUGCUGCAGUCGCUCCUGCACGCCGCCGACUAUAAACUUCUCCGCGACCCGUCGGCCGCACCGACGCUGCGGCAGGCGUCGGAAACGCUGCUGACCCAAGUGCGGCAGCAGAUGCAGCGGGCCUCAGCGUGUGUGGAGGGAGCCAGGGCGAGGGAGGAGUGGAGCCGUUUCGUGCGUGCCGGCGGUGGUGUACUGGAGACGCUGACGCCACUGUGUGUGGGCGCGACGGCCGCCACCUCCCAUGCAAGGAAGCUGCAAGCCCUUUUCUCGCCCCUCGCCCACGAAGUUGUGGUGAACUGCGUGUCUGUUUCGUGCCACACGAGCAACGCCGCCCCUGACAGCGCAGAUGGAAGCUGGCAGGAGUUUCGGCGCGCAACCAAGCUGAUGCUUUUCGCGUUUGUGCAAGACGUUCUGCAGAAAAACUACGCCUUUUGCCUGCGGGACGAGCGCCGGUUGGGCGAAGGGGAGGCGGCGUCGCGUGGCAAAGCGCCUGUGGUAAACUCGCACUUGUCCCCACUGGCGUUGAACCUCCUGGCCCCUGUGCUGCAUGGUGCCUGCGUGGACGCGAACGCAGCGCUGGAGGGCGACGCAUGCGCCGCCGCGAUGCAUGAGUCGACGCGUGCGGCGAUGAUGGCCCGUAUGAUGUGUGACCGCACCACACACAUGCUGACGAGUCCGCUCUACUUGGCACUGACGACGACGACGACGACGACGACCACCACCGCCGCGGAACCCGUCGCCGCCUCCUUGCUGGACUGCGACGCCUUGCGUGAAAGCCUGCAGACUCUCCUGCGUGGCGUCUUGACGGCGUUUGCCAAGACGCAGGAGGCCGUGGACGACGCGGCGCGGUGUGAUGCGUCCAGGUGGGCAGAUGUUGUGUCGGCCAUUCUUCCGCUCGUGCUGACCGUGGUGGAUGCCGAGAAGGCGGCGGCGGAUACGGGUCGUGCCGUUGCCCUUGGAACCACCUCCUUUGCGUGGCGCUUCCGGGAGGCGCUGCUGCAUGUGAUGCGCCGUGUCAAGGAUACCAUCAAUAGUAACAAUAGUAAUAGUAAUGCUAAGGAUAACAAUAAAGAAACCGGGUCAACGCGAUUGACCAGACUUACGGCCGCCUCCUACGCCUUGUUUGCGCAGGCGUCGACGCUGCUGGUGCAGCUGGACGCCCUAACGGGUGUGCUUGACGCAGAGAGUAUGCAGGUGGAGUGUGUGGGUUUCGUGCGAGACGCCGUCAUGGUUCUAGCCGCGAGUUUCCAAAACAGACACGCGAAGGAGCUGAACGACGAGGAGACGGGGCGACUCCUUCAUGGAAUGGAAUGCCUGCUGCUGUCACUGCUGCGCCUCUUUGGGUUUGAGCUGGAGCGUGACACGGAGGCCGCCGUCGCUACCUCGCAGCAGCAGCAGAACAAUACUAAUAAUAACCGUGGCAGGAGUUCAACUGAGGCAUCUGAGCAAACAUUCCUGGCUGCCACCUCGCGGCUUUACGUGGCAAUUGACGCCGCGACGCAGCGGGCGCUGGUCGAGACGCUACUUCUCGAGGCCCUUGCGUCUCCGGCCCACUCCCUGCGUGUGGUGGCGCUUUCGCUGCUGCGGCUGCUCUGCCACCCGGACGUGCCGGAGGCGGAGCGAACCGCGGGCUGCUGCGCCAUCGAUCCCUCCUUCUUUGAUGCCUUGUUGGCUGCGGAGCUGUUUGACCCCUUGUCGGCCGCCGGGAACCUGGACGGCGUGCGCCAGGCGCUGGCAAAGUUGACGUUUGCGGUGGCCGCGGGGACGCUGCGGAAUCCGCUCCAACGGGUGAUUUUGGCGCACGCCAUGCUCGGCCUGAUGCACACGCGCUUUGCGGACGCGUGGCCAGUGGCACUGAAGAUGCUUGCGGACCUGGUGCGCAUGGAGGACACCUCCGCGCAGCUGCCGCGGCCCCGGCGCCGCCACGACGUGGGAGCCGCAGGCGCGUGCGUCCCUCUCGCUGCUGCUGAGGCCCCUCCUCUUCUUUCCUCCUCCUCGGCGGCCGCCGCCGCCGCCGCAACGUCGAGAAGGUUGGAGCCGCUGGUGUGGUGCGGUGUCGUGUGCCGCUACGCCCGGGCGGUGGUGUUUGGGGACAUCCUGCGCGGGGCCGCCGCGGGAGGUUUCAACGACGCCGCGGAGGAGGAAGACGGCGACGACGGCGAGGAAGUUGGGGGCGGCGCGCGCGGGCGUGGCAGGGCCGCCGUGUGGUACCGCAUUUGCCUCACCGACAUGCAGCGGCACGAGAAGGGGGAGCUGGUGAGCAGGGAGUUCGCCGCCGCCGCCACCCGCUCCGCGGUCUCCACCGUGACGCUGCUGCAGCUCGCCAACGCCGACGGCGAGGUGCUUUCGUGGCGGCGCCACUACUUGCCGUCGGCCUCGCCGACGCACAUGCACGGGGCACGCACGACGGACCGCGCGGUGCUGGCCAAGACGUUUUUGUCCGGCCUCUCAGAGAUGACGCGGGGGGCGGCAGGCGAGGGGCGGGUCGCGCUCGUGGCGGGGCUUGUGCUGGAGCUGGCGGCGGUGCGCCGCGGGGAGCACCCGGACGGGCUGCGGCAACUAAAACUGCUAGACGACCGCCUCGUGCUGGCGAUGAACGCCUGCAACGUGGCACCCCUCGCAUCCGCCGCCGCGGCCUCGUCGCAUGAGCGGGUGCCGGCAGAGGCCCGGGCACUCCUGGCGGCCCGCAACGAGCAGCUGCAAACGAUUUGCAUUGGGUUUCUCUCCGACGCCAACGCCAGGCUGCAGCGGGCUGCCAUGGACAUGCUGCAGCGGCUCAAGGUCCCCCCCUUCGCGCGCCACCAUGCCCAGCUGACGCCCUACUGUGACACGCAGAAGAAUCUCUUUCACUUCUUGUCCACCUUUAGCGUGGAGACGGAUAUUCCGCAGGAGGACAAGGCCGACUACAUUGCCACGGCCAUCGCCGUUGUGCUGCCAAAGCUGACGGCGAACGUCUCGAAGGAGAAGUUGAAGGACCAGGCAAUUCUGCAGCGUCGCGUCCUGGCGAUGGUGACGCACCUCUCGGUGGGUGGCGGUUUUGCCAACGUGCUGGAAGGAAUUGUGCAGAGGUUGAUAUUUGAACGCGUCAUGCCAAACGGUGCGGGGACGGCGUCAGCCGCCGCGCGCUUCCCAGAGAUGUGGGCAGAGUGGGUGCGGACCAACAGUCACUGCGCCCGGCGGCUAGAACGCCUUGUGAAGCAGCUACUGAACACAAUGCAGCUGCUGAGUGCGCUGCUGCAAUCCGUUGGCAAGGGAUUCGAGUCUUUUGCGGGGUCAUGCAUGCACCUCGCCCUCAAUGCCUACCUCAUCAGCUGCAAGCAAGUACUGCAGGCACCCGGCGGCACAGACACGACGUCUGACGACGAAAUAUACCGGCGUGUGCAGAGUGUGUUGGGGUCCUCGACGCUAAACGCGCUUCUGCCGCGGCUGCGUCGCACGGCUGCAGUGAUGGUGGCAUCCCUGUUUGAGCAGUUUCCCGCGGAGGUCAUGGCGGCGCUGCGGAAGGAGCUCGCCGAGGCUGCCGACGGAGACGUCGCGCAGAGUCUCAUUGGGCGAUACGUCGCGAUGCUCCACGCAAACAGCAGCGGUGCCGUACCCGAGUUGAUAACUGCGCAAGGCGCCGGCGAUGGCGGUAGGACAGGCGUGACCCCGUUGCUGCGGCUCAUACGUGCGUGGGUCGACUCCCCGCUGGCUAUGCCGCUGAUUGCGGCCUUUGGGGACACCGUGACGGCCAUGCUGGUGCAGGUCUUCGCCCACGCCGCGACGAGUCACGCCAUGAUGCGUCCCGCGACGAACACCGGCGGGGCGGCGGCGGGUCCCGCGGUGUCCACCGGCUCCCAUCUGCAGCAGGCGUCCGCGCUCUCCGUCUACGAGGGGCUGCGUUGCGUGGGUGUCAUUCUCGCUGCUGGGGAAGAGCCGUUUGCGGCGUUUGGUGCUCCCGGUUCCGCCACGCUGCAGGAGGCCUACGUCAAGCCGCACGUGAUGGCCAUUUUUGCCUCGCUGUACCAGUUGAUUGUGCGGGGUGGUGGUGGUGGUGGUGGCUCGCUUGCCGCGCCAGCGUCCGCGGGCGGCACGCGCAGGCAACGCAAGUCCGCCGCCUCGGUAAUGGCCUUCAGUGUGCCGAUGUGGAAGGAAAUGAUUGCAACGGUCACUGUGCUUUCCGAGCAUGUGGUGGCGCCGGCCGCCGCGGAGGCUGAGAGGCCCGUCGGCGGGGUGGACGCCAUGCUCGCGCGGCUGCUGGAGAUGUGCAUCGCCUUUGUGGCGCACCCCGCCUCUGCGAAGGACCGGCAGACGUGUAUCACGGCCACCGGGAUGCUGGAACGGCUGCUCCCCCGCAUGCGCCGCGUGGAGCUCGCCGGCCACUUUGAGCCGCUCGUCCGUCUGUUUAACGUCGUGACGUGCCCCGAGGCGCGCCUGUCGCUCUGCCGCUCCCUGGCGAUGGCGUUCCCGCGGCUGGCGUACCCCGUGGAGUCCGAAUACCGCGCCGACAACGUGCGGCGGGGCUGCGCCGUCCACGCGGCGCAGGUGGCGGCUGUGGGGCGUGCGGUUACCUGCCUCAACGGAUUUGCGGAGGACAACGCGGACUUGGAGCGGUACGACUUUGAGUUGCGGUUUCACACCUUCCGCUCACUGCGGCAGUUCUUUGCGAACAACGGCAACUACCGGGCCCUCGCUGCCAAACGCCAGCACAGCAACACCGGGGAGGGGGAGAAGGAGGGGGUGCGGCAGGAGCGGGACUACAGCGGCGCCGCGGAUGUGACGAUUCUGCUGGAUAAAGCCGAGGCCCCUGUGCUGUGCGUUGAGGCCUUCCUUGCACUGACGGCAAACGUGAUGUUUUUUCUGCGUGACCCGGAAGGGACGAUACGCGUCCUGGCGGCUCAGCUCCUGGACGCGAUGGUGUUGUAUGCCUCAAGGCAGCAGGAGCGGGCGGCGUCGUACGACACGCUGUUGCUUGAGCGUGUUAUACGGCGUGAGGUUUUGCCCUCGCUGCGCCGCGGCGUUGCCUCACGCGAUGUGCACAUCCGCCUUGCACACAUGCAAAGCUUUAGCUGCCUGGCGCAGUAUUACCCCGCGGCAUUCCCCUCAUUUGCGGCACUCCACUCUCGCAACGUGGAGCGGUGCUUCUUUGCAAAUGUGGGUCACAUUCAGCACCGCUGUCGGGUGCGGGCGUUGGAGCUGCUGCGGCAGAGCGUCGGACGUCUGUUGCCGCGGGACGUGCUUCGUGUUUUUGUGCCGUUUCUGCUCGUGGCGGUGAAGGACUUUGCGCAGGGGAAGCGGGAUCUGCAGAACCUCACCGAGGGCCGCGCAAAGGGGUACUGCGACGCCGUCUUGGCAACCGUCGCCAGCCUGGCGGCGGCGCUGCCGUGGGAAGGGUACUACCGCGUGCUGAGUCUUUUUCUGCAGAACGCCCGCGAGAACGCCUCCCUGCGACUGCCGAUGCUGCGCGGGGUGGUGAUGCUGCUUGACCACUUCCACUUCCUGCGCGACGCCGAGGCGGCGGAGGCGGAUGAAGAGCGUGGGAGCAGAGAUGCCGCCGCCCCCGCCGCGGGCGACAGGGAAGAUGCAGAUGAGGAGGACGACGACGACGAGGACGAGGAGGAUGAAGCCGCCGCCGCGCUGCGGGAGCGGCGCCGCAAGUACCGCCGCGCCCGCGUCGUGCACGUCAUGGAGGACGACGUUCUUCCGCAGCUGUACGAGUUUCUGGGCAACGGCUCGCGCAGGGGCGGCCGCCCCGCCGACGCCGAGCUGCGCGGCAACGUCCACACCGCCGCAAAUGUGCGGCAGGAGAUGCGGAAGGCGGACAACGCGCAGCAGAAUACGGCCAUCCUGCAGCUGCCUGUGGCCAUCGCCAUCACAAAGAUUGUCAAACGCUUCCCGCCGGAACGGUUUUCGCUGCAUGCGGAGCACCUCCUCGACGAGGUGGUGUUAAAGCUGCGCACGAAGAGCGACAGGCAGCGCGAGAGCGCGCGACGCAUUCUCAGUGCGAUGCUCUGUGAGACCGGGCCUGGGAAGCUCGCGUUUGUCAUCACCAAGCUGCGGGAUCACCUUGUGCACGGCUACCAGCUGCACGUGCUCGGCUACACCGUCGUGACGCUCCUCUACAACCUCUACGAGCCCCAGCACGCCAUCUCGUACAGGCGGAAGAAGCAGGCUGAAGGCGCGGCAGCGGCGCCGGGGAAGCCUGCGGGUGCCGCGCAGUCUGCAGCCGGCGGUGCUGCGGACGAGGAAGACGGGGAGGAGGAGGAGCUUGUGCGGCAGCUGGCCCCCGCCUCCGCCAGCUUUGACCGGGGCUACGGCGUGGCGUGUCUGACGGCGUGCCUGGACAGCCUGAUGGGCAUCCUUCUCGACGACUACCUCGGCGAGGUGGGCGAGCAGAAGGAGCAGGUGGAGCUCAUGAGCACCAUGGUGGAGGUGAAGCGCAACCGCGCGCUGCAGGGCUUCACGCUCCUCGCCUCCCACUGCGAGGCAAGUCGCGUGAUUGAGGUCUUUCUGCAAAAGAUCACGUGGCUUCUGACGCCCCCAAGCACGGCGGCGUCGGUGGAUGUCGGCGCCCUGCGUGGGAGCGCCCGCGCCGCCGCCAUGCUGCUGCAGGAGCUCAAGACGAAGUACAGCACCGUCAGCAAGAACGCCGCGGCCGACUUUGUGUUUGUGCAGAAGGUGCGCCUGCUGGCCGUACGCGUCGCGCGGGCGCUGAUAAAAAAUGCGACGAUGCAGGUGGAGUCCUCUUUCCUCACCGUACGAAAUCUGCUGCAGCGCCACAAUGCGGUGCGGGAGGAGAAAAUCAUGGCCUUCGAGGCAAAGGAUGGCACCCGCCGCAUCCGCGGCAACGUGCACCUGACGAUCCAGCGUGCCCCGACGGAGACCCGCAAGGACCAGCUCGACGCCAACUUCCUCGUGGAGCCGCGCCCGGAGCGGGUGGAUGUGGACUUCAGCGCCCACACCGUGCUGGCGACGCAGCAGCGGCAGAAGCUCCGCGCCUACCGCGGCCGCUACGGGAAGGAGGUGCAGCAGGCCGCAAAGAACUUUUACCGCGAGGACCCGGCCACUGCGGUGGUGCUGGACACGCUGGACGAGUUUCUGCUCAAUUACCUGCUGAGUGUGCUGAAGCAGGUGCUGGGUAUCGGAAAGGAGCGGAAGUACACGACGGCGGCCGUUCGCCUCGACCUGCUCCGCGCCCAAAAGAAGCAGCAGCAGGAGGAGGAGGGGGGUAGGAGUCACCGCAGCGACGAUGACGACGACGAUGCUGACGACGAUGUGCAAAGCAGCGGGGAGGCGGGUGGUGACAGCAGCAGUGAAGAGGCGGCGGAGGAAGAGAAUGGGGCCGUGUGCCUGGAGCCGCGGCCACUGGAUGACGAAACUGGGGAUGCGUUGGACCGCUUUGCCGCCGCGGCCCAGCAGGAGGACGAGGGGCAGAGCGUGAAUAACGACAACAACCAUCAGGCGGCGGCGGCGGUGGAGGCCGAACACCCACACGCGACGACGACAACGAAGCAGCAGCAGCAGCAGCGGCAGCGGCAGCUUCGUGGGCAGGAACGGGAGAAGCAGAACAACAAGCAGCGGGCGAUGGCGGACUUAACGUCGUGCUUUACGCGCCAGCACCAACCGCUCCUGGAAAGCCUUCUUCCCGUUGUGCUGACGACCCUGCAGGGCGAGGGCAGUGACGCGGUGGUGGGGCACGCGCUGGACUGCAUGUUGGCUCUCGUCUCCCUGCGUCCCCCGCUGCAGGCGGUAGGGACACUCCACACCACACUCUACGAGACCGUCACCGCGUUCUUUGAACGUGGUGGGGCAAUUAAGCAGCGCGCGAUGCGGGUGGCGGCGGCGGUGGUGGCGCACCAGCGGUUUGCGCUGACCGAGGAACAUGCCGCGCAGCUGGUACGCUUGUGCCGCGCUGAGCUUGUCGACCGCAAUGAGUUUCUUCCCAUGGCGCUGGCCUUGUUUCACGCGGUGCUUGGCAAACACGUACACGUGGUGGAGGUGUACGAGCUGAUUGGGGUGGUGACGGAACUGAUGAUGCACACCAGUGCGAAGCGGUUGCUGCGGCAGCGCUGCAUCGCCGUGCUUGCACGCUUUCUCACGGAGUACCGCAUCACCCCGGAGAAGUUCCGCUCCCACAUUGACCUCCUUUGCCGGAACCUUGACUACCCCGAGGUGACGGGCCGCAUCGCGAUCCUCGAGCUGCUCGCCGUGCUUGUCUACCGCCUCCCGACCACAAUCCUCCGGCAGGAGGCACCGCUGCUGCUCAUGCCGCUCGCCGUCACCCUGGCCGCCUCCGAGUUCCACGAGGCGCGACAGAAGGCCGGGGAUGUCCUGCAGAGUUUGGUUAAGAACGCCGGCCUGGACGUGGUUGUGCCCACGCUCUCGCAGUGGCUUGCGGCGGACCAGACGCGGCCCCGCAAGGCCAUGGCGCUGCAGACGUGGGCCGUGAUGAUCCCCGCAGUGGGCGCCGCCUACGACAUGAGCGUCGCGGCGGACGCACAAGAGUUCGAGGCGUGUUGGUCCUGGUCGCUCCAGCCGCUGCUGGACGCGGCAACGUUCGACCAGGUGGCGGUAUUCGGCACCAAACGCAAGCAGGACGAGCUAACCGCGGAGUUUAAACGCAAGCUGGAGCUGCGGGGCUGGACCUACAUCUUCUUCGCCCUCCGCUGCCUGGAGGGCGUCGCCGCGGUAGCCCCCGCGCAGGUGUGGCAAAACGUCUCCCUCGCCCGCCGCGUUGUACCGUGCCUCGUCGGCCGCCUCGUGCUGCACGCCCACCCGUGGAUCCAGUCCGUGGCGCUGCGGCUGCUGCGGAUGUACUGCCACGACGCGGUGGAGCGGCGGUGCGGGUACCUGCGGGAGGCAGACUGGGUGGCCGCGGGGCGCCUCGCCGCUGCGCGCAGGAAGCAGCCUGCGCGGGGGACGCAGAGACAGGACGACGAUGGCAGCGGCAGCGGUCGCAUCCCCUACGUGGUCUGCUUUCAUGACUCGCUGGGCCGGCCGGACACAGUCCAGCGGGCGUUGGAGGCACUCGAUGAGCUGGCCGCGGCGCUGCGGGCGCUGCUGCAGUGCAUCGCGCGCUCCGAUGUGCCGAACGAGAAGUACAGCGCCCACCGCGCGAUGCAGCAACCGUCAAGGAGCGACGCGGUCAGCCUGGCGCUCUACCUCUCGCGCGCAAUGGCGGUUGUGAGCGUUGUGCUUCUCAACGUGGCGGCCCUCCGCGCCGGCGCGGCGGCGGCGGCGGCGGUGCAGGACGCCAUCGCGCAUCACUUCACCUCCCUGCGCCACCAGCUGCAUGCGCUGGUGCGGCCUGUCAUCAAACACGGCAGCGUCGCCAAUGUGAUGGUGCGCACCGCCUCCGUUGUGCAGUACUUUGGCGGCUUCCUCGCCGCUCUGCCCACCGACACGGCGGCGGCGGAGGCGGGCGAUGCGCAUGGCGGGGCGUUGGCCUCUCGCGCGGCGGCCAGCUCGCAUGGGCCCACGACACAGUCACUCCGCUGGCUCGCGGUCCACGCCAUUGGGCUGCGCUUCGUGCGAGACACCAUCGUGCCCACACUCACCGUGGCGAUGCGCUGCGGGGAGCGCUCGGAGAAGCUGAGCGCGCUCGCCACGCAGGCCGCCGCGAUGCUGCGGGAGCAGCUGGAGAAACACCGCACCCACUUCGGCGGGGAGGUCGAGGCACCGCCACCCCCAACAGCGGCGGUGGGGGGGAAGCGGGCGCGCCUGGAGCCGGCACCCGCCGCCGGGGACGGCGCGCCGACGGUGGACGAUGUUCUCUUCGCGUUGACGACCGAGACGACCGCCGUGCGGGCCACGCGGAAGGAGAAGACGACGCGGCGGGAAACCCUGCAAGUCCUCCGCAAACGCAGCCGCAGCAGCGGCAGCGGCGGCGAUGAUGCCGCUGCGGCCCGCAACCAGCAGGAGCAGCCCAAGCGGAGGCGACCCUCGAGUGGGCGAAGCCCGUUGAAAUAA
Molecule: messenger RNA, 11400 nt
Organism: Trypanosoma conorhini
Lineage: Eukaryota; Euglenozoa; Kinetoplastea; Trypanosomatida; Trypanosomatidae
Exons: 1
Coding region: 1-11400 (3799 amino acids)
Cellular component (GO): small-subunit processome; nucleolus; 90S preribosome
Source: RefSeq, a predicted model, not a curated record